Molecule: messenger RNA, 669 nt
Organism: Ambispora gerdemannii
Lineage: Eukaryota; Fungi; Glomeromycota; Glomeromycetes; Archaeosporales; Ambisporaceae
Source: the annotation of a GenBank genome assembly
AUGCCGAUUCCGAAACGAAAUACUAAUUCAAGCACAAUUUCUGGCUCCUCGUCGUCUACAAGAGUUGACGAACGAAUAAUAUUGAAUGUUGCAUAUCCAGACACAUUGCUCGGAACAAUGUUUCAAGAACGCAAUGCUGAACUUCUACAUCCAAGAAACGAAAACGAAUAUUUUAUCGACAGAAAUGGCCGCGCAUUCCAUUACAUCAUGGAAUACUAUCGUACCGGGAAAGUAGUAUGGGGUGGAAUAGGUAGUGACCGAAAAAUCACUCGUCGAGAGCUCGACGAAGAACUUGACUACUUUUUGAUUCCACCAUUGACACCCGCUAUCUCACUCGCGAUGGAUUUCGAAGCAUUCAUAAAAGCAAUGAUGCAAAUUUGUGUACGAGCAUUUCAUCUGGCCGGCGAGACUAGUAUCAAAGUCACCGCUACAGAUGGACAGUAUCUAAUCGUCCGAUAUUUGAAUCAGGGCACUAGCGUUCAUGUGACAGCUCCUAAGAUCGGAAAAACGAUUUUAAAGUUAUUCGGCAAAGAGAUUCAUCAACAUCUACAACGGUCGUGGCCUGUUUUAAGGUGGGAACCGCUUGAGAUUAAGCAAGCAUAUAUUGUUCAUCUAUGUCUGCGAAAAGACCAAAUUAUUUAUACGGAAGAUCGACCCAAGUGGCAUUAA